AUGAUACAACUCAAGACGCUGCUGAAUUGCAUCGACAAUUCCGGAGCAGCCAUUGUCGAGUGCAUUGCAGUAAUGAGAAAAAAGAGACAAGCUGCCAGAAUAGGUGACAGAAUCAUUGUCGUCGUUCAGAAGCAAAAUUCCUUUGGACCCGAAACCCCCGGCGGAACGAGCUUGGGUAUUGCGAACAAAGUGCGACGAGGUGACAUACGGCACGCAGUGGUGGUGAGAGCCAAAAAAGAAAUCAGGAGGAAAGAUGGAAGCCUAAUUAGAUUCGACGAUAAUGCGUGUGUUCUCAUCAACAAAAAUGGCGAUCCCAUCGGUACUAGAUUAUCGAGUAUCGUGGGAGCUGAGUUACGAGAUCGAAAGUGGUCCAAGAUCCUAUCUCUGGCGCCGAUGCACAUAUAA
Rhinocladiella mackenziei CBS 650.93 is the source of this 405-nucleotide messenger RNA. RefSeq names its product ribosomal protein L14. The transcript is spliced from 4 exons. Lineage: Eukaryota; Fungi; Ascomycota; Eurotiomycetes; Chaetothyriales; Herpotrichiellaceae. Gene Ontology annotation, cellular component: ribosome; mitochondrial large ribosomal subunit. The coding region runs from base 1 to 405 and encodes 134 amino acids. Gene Ontology annotation, molecular function: large ribosomal subunit rRNA binding; structural constituent of ribosome. Gene Ontology annotation, biological process: translation. The record is from RefSeq and is a predicted model, not a curated record.